AUCUGCGUUUGAUCCACGACUUUUUGCUUGGUGUUCAGGGGUUGCCCACUUUUGGAGCCAAGGAAUAAUGGCCAUGUUGGGUCGUCUUGGCGUUGCCGUGCGCUUGGCGCGCGUGCCUCAGCUGCACACGGCGCGCCUCGCCUCCAGCUACCAGCAGCACGCUGCCCUCCUCUCUGAGCUGGGCUUGAGCGAGCACAACAAGGGUAUCUACAACGGCCAGUGGGUUGAGGGCACUGCCGGUAACCUUGAAAGUAUCGAUCCCGCCACCAACGAGGUCAUUGCCACCGUCAGCCAAGCCUCGGUGCAGCAAACCCAGGAGACCAUCGCUGCCGCCCAGGAAGCCUGCGCCGAGUGGCAAAAGCUAACCAUGCCCGCCCGUGGCGAGAUUGUUCGCGUGCUUGGCCUCGAGCUUCGCGAGAAGAAGGAGGCUUUGGGCAAGCUCCUGGCUCUCGAAGUCGGCAAGAUCAUCCCGGAAGGCGAGGGUGAAGUGCAGGAAUAUAUUGACAUCUGUGAGUUUGCCACCGGUCUCAGCCGUACCAUCAGCGGCAAGAUCAUCCCCUCUGAACGCCCCGACCAUAAGCUCCUGGAAAUGUGGAACCCCCUGGGCGUGGUCGGCAUCAUUUCCGCCUUCAACUUUCCCGUCGCCGUGGCCGGCUGGAAUCUGGCCAUCUCCCUGGUGGCUGGCAACACCAACGUCUGGAAGGGUGCUCCCACCACUCCGCUCACUUCCGUGGCUUUGACCAAGCUCAUGGCCGACGUGUUUGAGAGCAAGGGUCUGCCGGGUAGCAUCGUGUCCAUGGUGACGGGUGGUGCCGAUGUCGGUGCAGCCCUGGCCCAGGACCGCCGUGUGCCUCUCGUUUCCUUCACGGGCAGCACUGCUGCCGGUCACAAGGUGGGCCACAUGGUCCAGGACCGUUUUGGCAAGGUUCUGCUCGAGCUUGGCGGCAACAACGCCAUGAUUGUCAUGGACGACGCCGACUUGGAAAUGGCCGUCCGUGCCAUCCUCUUUGCCGCGGUCGGCACCGCCGGUCAACGCUGCACGACCCUCCGUCGUCUCCUUCUCCACGAGGAUGUGUAUGACGAGGUCCUUGAGCGUCUCGUCAAGGCCUACCAAUCGGUAACCAUUGGUAACCCGGCCCAGGACGGCAUCCUCUGCGGCCCUCUCCAUAGCAAGACCUCGGUUGAGAACUACCUCCAGGGCAUUGAGCGUGCACAGGAGCAGGGCGGCCGCGUUCUUGUUGGCGGCAAGCGUAUCGAUGGCCCCGGCAACUUUGUUGAGCCCACCAUCAUCGAAGCCUCGGCUGAUAUGGAGGCCGUCAAGAACGAGAUUUUCGCCCCCAUCUUGUACGUGAUGAAGAUUAAGAGCUUUGAAGAAGGCGUGGCUGUCAACAACAGCGUCGGUCAGGGUCUCAGCUCCAGCUUGCUGACCAAGGACCCCUCCAAGAUUUUCGAGUGGAUCGGCCCCCGUGGUAGCGACUGCGGCAUUGUCAACGUUAACAUUCCGACCAACGGUGCCGAGAUUGGCGGAGCCUUUGGUGGUGAGAAGGAAACGGGCGGUGGCCGCGAAUCUGGCUCGGAUGCCUGGAAGCAAUACAUGCGCCGUUCCACCUGCACCAUCAACUACGGCACCGCUCUGCCUUUGGCGCAAGGCAUCAACUUUGGUUAAAAGUGCUGUCUUUCCACGUUGAUGUACGCCCUUGUGACGUGUGUGCAGCCCACGGGCUUGCGUUCUCGUGGGUAUUUCCGGCCAUGGUCAGGGACCAUCAUGCUAUGCUUGAUUCGUGCCCCUUUGUCUUCCAUCUCCUGCUUGUACAAUCUGAGCAUGAGCAGUUUUGUUGUGGCGCAGCCGCUGCUUGAACGGGGGGCUUGAUCCGAGUACGCUGGAAGAUUGCGAGCCAAUUCCAUCUUGAAAUCGAUUUCGAAUCU
This is a messenger RNA of Monosiga brevicollis MX1, 1926 nucleotides long. RefSeq lists its product as uncharacterized. Gene Ontology annotation, molecular function: aldehyde dehydrogenase (NAD+) activity. The transcript is spliced from 10 exons. The record is from RefSeq and is a predicted model, not a curated record. Lineage: Eukaryota; Choanoflagellata; Craspedida; Salpingoecidae. Bases 68 to 1666 code for a protein of 532 amino acids.